Molecule: messenger RNA, 1392 nt
Organism: Rotaria sordida
Lineage: Eukaryota; Metazoa; Rotifera; Eurotatoria; Philodinida; Philodinidae
Source: the annotation of a GenBank genome assembly
AUGUCUGAUAGUUUAUCAGUAACUGCUGCUGCAGCCGAAGAUAAUGUUUCUGAUGAUGAAAAAGAAGAAGAACAAGUAACUAGUACUAUUCAAAAAAAAGAAGAUGCAAAGGUUGAAAAAGAACUUGAUCGAGUUACAGAUCGUGUCGAUGAAGAAGAUCUUGGUUCAGAGAAUAUAGGAAAUGCAUUAACAGCAAUUAAUGAUAAACGACAUCGUGAUGAAUCAAAACGUAAAGCUGAACAAGCAGUAUUAGCUAAUGUUAAAAUUCGAAAAGAAGAUGUUGAACUUAUUAUUCAAGAACUUGAAUUACCAAGAUCAAAAGCAGAAAAAAUCUUACGUCAACAUCGUGGAGAUAAGUUUAAUUAUCUUAAAGCCUUAAUAAUGACCACAGCUAUUGAGUGUCGAGAUUACCGUAAUUUUGCUAAUGAUACAUGCAAUUUUAUGCGUACUACACCUGAUUGUAAAUUAGACGGUGGCUUUAUAAAUUAUCUCACAUUUGUAUUUUGUAAUUUUGAUGAUAAAUUAGUUGCUCUUGGUUUAACAUUAUUAGCUGGUUGGUUAUUAGUUCUAUUUAUUGGUCUAGGUGUAACUGCUGAUUCUUAUUUUUGUCCUGCUCUUCGUGUUAUUGCUCGAGUCCUUAGAUUAUCAGAAAAUAUAGCGGGUGUAACAUUUCUUGCAUUUGGUAAUGGUGCACCGGAUAUAUUUUCUGCUAUAGCUGCUGUUGGUAGUUCAAAAGGAGGUGAUGUUGGUUUAGCAUUUGGUGCACUAUUUGGUGCUGGUGUAUUUGUAACAACAGUUGUUGCUGGUACGAUAGGUCUUGCAACACCAUUUCGUUCAAUACAACGACCAUUAUUACGUGAUAUAAUAUUUUUUAUUAUUGCUUCAUUUGCUGCUUAUGUAGCUAUGUAUGAUGGAAAAAUUUAUUUGGCAGAAAGUUUAGGUUUUAUAAUAAUGUAUGCCGUAUAUUUAAUUAUACUAAUUGGUGGAUAUUUUAUUAAUCGACAACUGAAAGAUCGUCGAGCUUUAUUACAAGCUGCACAUACAGAAGCAGCAGCAAAAACUUAUGGAUCUAUACAAACACCUUUGGAUCAAUCUGUUGUAUCUGUUGAUGAUACAGAUGGUGAUAUACCUGAUGAUAGUUAUGCACAACCAGAUGUUACAUUUGCAUUAUCAUUACGUCAUGCUUUUUUACCACGAGAUGAUACACCAUGGUCAGAAAGAAGUAUAAUAAAUAAAACUUUUUCAAUAAUUAAAAUGCCGGUUGUAAUUAUUCUUCAUUUUACUGUUCCAUUAGUUGAUUAUGAUAAACGAGAACAUAAUUGGAAUAAACUUUUAAAUUCAUUUCAUCUACUUUCGGGCCCAUUGACUGUGUCAAUUCUAACACGAGGUUAA